AUGGAAGGAUUUCCACCAUAUAUCCUUGAUGAUGUCGAUGCUAUGGUUAGAGCUGCUCCAGAGAUCGAAAAAGGCUGGAACCAUGAUUAUUCGUUGCUCCUCCAUUCGUUCAACAGUUAUAUUAUUAUUGGGACGGCAAGGACCGUUGAUUGCUUUGGCAUGCAUAACCGGAGGUGGUGCAUAACAAGAUUUGGACAAUUGGAGGUAAAGACCAAGAAUGGCAUUGGAGUAUUUACUGCUGAUCCUCUUCCAGUAACCCAGUGGAGCCUUUUUGCUGUAUGUCUAUUUUCUUCUACUGGUCAUUGGUGUGCCUUUGAUGGUCUCCGAUAUGGUGCUGCAUUUAUUGGGAUGAGUGCUCUUAUCCUUGAAUUUUAUGCAAUAUAUUGUUAUAUUUACCACUAUAUAGCAGGUUUAGAUGCAGAAUAUGAUAGUAGUUUAAUUUUGGAUUCAUUUUUCAAGUUUGAUGAGUUCAACCUAAUUCGCCAAGCUAUCCUUCUUACAAUUGAUGCAUUUGGUGUUUCUCUCAUCCUUCCUAUUCUCGGCCUUCCAUUACUUGUUGUCCUUCAGUAUCCAUAUUCACAGGCUACUGGGAGGACCCAAGGAAGGGGGAUCUUUUUUGUGAAAUUAUCUCAGGUGUUUCUUAUGUAUGGACUCAUUACUUCAAUAACAACCAUGCUCACAGUAAUAUGUGUGACGAUACAGAGAAGGCAUUUGAUGGUAUGGGGAUUCUUUGCUCCGAAAUUUGUGUUUGAUGCGGUCGGCCUACUCCUUACCGAUGUCAUAAUCUGUUUGAUAUCUCUUUAUUACUUUUGUCGAGUUGAAGAUGGCACCAAGCAGAUCAGGAUAUCAAAUAGCUCGAGUAAAAAGAUGAGCAAUUGAGAUUUUUUCAUCCUUUGACAACAACAGAAAUUUUGAUUUCUCAGGUACAGAUCCCAAGAUACCAACUCUUUGACUGAAGGUGCACAUAGCUUAGUGUCAAAGCAUUCAUUCUACAGCUAUAGCUUAGGUCGGUUCUUCCCUUCAGCUGGUGAAUUGUACACUGUUAUUGGUAGAACUGUGCUCCUGCUCACCAUUUACCUUCGUCUACAUUUUUUGACUGGUUUCCAUGUUUAUGUUUAUCUGGUGCACAGUAAGUUGUAAUUACAAAUUGUACUCGUCUGUCGAUAACAAUGGAGUACAAAAUUCAUUAAAACACAGAAGGAAAAUUGGUUGUUUUGA
Messenger RNA from Papaver somniferum (opium poppy), 1218 nucleotides. RefSeq names its product GPI ethanolamine phosphate transferase 3-like. The transcript has 7 exons. NCBI's taxonomy places the organism in Eukaryota, Viridiplantae, Streptophyta, Magnoliopsida, Ranunculales, Papaveraceae. Gene Ontology annotation, molecular function: mannose-ethanolamine phosphotransferase activity. Gene Ontology annotation, biological process: GPI anchor biosynthetic process. The record is from RefSeq and is a predicted model, not a curated record. Gene Ontology annotation, cellular component: endoplasmic reticulum membrane. Bases 1 to 879 code for a protein of 292 amino acids.